This is a messenger RNA of Symbiodinium natans, 2736 nucleotides long. NCBI's taxonomy places the organism in Eukaryota, Dinophyceae, Suessiales, Symbiodiniaceae. The record is from the annotation of a GenBank genome assembly.
AUGGCGGCCUCUUCUUCGAGUGAUGCGCUAGUGCAGCUGGUGCAGCCGAGCCAACGGACCUGCUUAGAGCAGUGCUACACUCACCUUGAGCAGGUAGGUUUUGGGCCGUUGCAACUGGCUACUCUGGACGAGGCCGACUGCCGCGUCAUGGGCAGUCAGCUAGCUGACGUUUUGCAGCUCCCUCCGGGGGACUACAUUGCCGAUGCUAUCGCGGUGUGGGUAGAGGAGGCUAAGGAGGAGUCCAAGCUCCUCAAGAGGGCCACCGGCUACCUGCGCGACGACCUCACCUGGCUAGCUCUUCAACCGCCCGCGCAGGUCAAGGAGCAGCCCAAGUUCGUGCUACACGAACCUCAGGGGAAAAGAUUCGUGGCAGCUGAUGCACCCGUCCUUCUCAAGCUACAGGGCAGCCUGGACCCGGAUAGAGCCGUCCUGCUACUGGUGGGCUCCACUCGUACGUCCACGCUGAAGCGCUACCUCACUCUCUUCCGACAGUGGCGCUUGUGGUUGGGUGAGGUUAAGCUACGCCUUCCGCCUGGGAGGCCCAUCGACCUGGUCGACCACCUCAUGGCUAGGCGUGACGAACCCUGUGGCCGCACAGUUCCAGAGGCGCUACUGAAAGCUAUCGCUUGGAUGGAGAAGGUGGCGGAGUUCCCUUCUGGGGAACGAGCUACCUUUGGGCGUCCAGCCUGGGCGGCCAAGGAGAACAAUGGGCAAACCGUUGGAUGGCGCAUCUGGACGUGGGCUAAGCUCCUCAAGAUAUGGGGCUCGCUAAGAUGGGUAAAGGAGCUACCCGUCGUCAUCUCGGAGCGGGCGUUCCUCGUGGACUACCGCUGGCUAGAGACGGGCUUCGCUCUCCUUAAGCAGAUCACCGGCUACAACUGCCUCAAGCUACCUAGCCAGGUGCUUGGGUUCUGGACGGAGCACAGUGAACGCUCCGUGCUACCGACGGGCCUCUCGUUGCUCAAUGUCCAGCCGGCUGACAAGGACCUGCUAGGGCGUUGGAAACCUGAGGGCUCCGACAUCUACGCCAGAUCCUUUACGGGUCGCGUGGCCCAGUUCGCCCACCAGGUAGCUAGGGCACCGGACCGCUACGUCGAGCUCGACGAGCGCGAGAUUGGCCGCUACAACUGUGGUUGGUGGAAAGGGCUAGAUGUGCCACCGUUGGAGAACAACCCGGCUCCAGUUCCCGCGAGUGUGGCUAGUGACUCGGAUGGCGGCUCAGAAGGCGACCCAGCUACUGUGGCUGCUAAGAAGGCUCGAGUGCACGAGCGGGUGGCUAACUAUGUGGUCGUCGAGUUGCCCGGCGCUAAGUUCCGUCUCCACAAGGCAGGACGCUAUGGCUGCUGGAUGGGUCGACGUAGGCUUUUCCGUAAUUCUGUCGAUUUUCUAGACAAGCCAGCUGGCCACGAAUGUGCUCACGUGUGCCAUUUGUGCUGGCCGCAUGCAGCUGCUACUGCUAGUGAAGAUGAGCUCAGCGAGGCCUCCGCUGCGGGGUCGGGAGAUGAAGCUAUCCCCCCCCCAGGGCAGCCUGUAGAAGAAGGCCAGGCGGAGCUAGCAGCUAGAAGUGCAACCCGCCAUGCCAUGGCAGGCUAUGUUGCCCGGGAGCACCUGCCAGUGGGUGAGCUAGUCGCCGAAGUGCGACACCUGCUAUCCACUGCAGGGACGCAGGAUCUGAGGCUACAAGGCUGGAGGAGGCGGCUCGGGCAGCCGAAGCUGCAGCGGCAGCUGCUAGAGCAUGGGGGCCAUGGCAAAAGCUGGGGCAGUUGCUACGAGCGCUACGGCUGGAGAGAGAAGUGGCUAGCAGGCGAGGCGGCGGGGGGGGGGUACCCGCUAAGGCUAAAGCUGCUGCAGAGGAGGAGGCUGCUAGGAUUGCGGCUCCCCGGUGAAGGCGCCACCAAAGCUACCGGCUGGCUGGGUGCAGCUACCAUGGGGCCACCUCCGCUUCCGCCACCACCCACGGCUAGCCUAAGCGCGGCUAGCGUGAACAAAAUCGAUAAGGAGGUGGAUUGGGUCGGAGGCCAAUGGUGCGCUGACGAGGAGGUAGUCGUGGCUAUGGCAACGUCGGGGCAAUCUAGCACUGCGGGAGGCCAAGCUAGCCUACUCGAUAUGGCCGGAGCCGAACCCCCAGAGGGCAUCAGGUCCCACAGCAGAGCCCCACAUGCUAGCCGUGGGCACAUGCGCAAUGACCAGGGGGAGAUGGUGCCGUCGCUGCUACCGCCUGGCCUGGACCCUGAUCCGGGGGCCAGUCCAGGGUGCUACCUUGAGCCCCACCGCCGGCUGCUUGCGACACCUGUGCCCUGGGGGCCCCGACUAGAGCUAACAUGGGGCGACAUCCCCACUGCGCUCUGGCCCGCGGGAUCCUGGAGCGGGCCGCCAACGCAGCAGCCAAGGAGGUCCCAGAAUGGGCUCGACUCCGAGCAUGCAAAAGCGGUCAGGGACAUUGACCUGCAGUUUCCGCUAGACCUCCUCCUGGUCUCGACCCUCAGCCCGGCGCCGGUGGGCUGCGCUAGGGUCCAGACGCUACUGGAGGCGGUGGCCUUUGAGUUGGCCUUCGUGAGGGUUGCUACUGGUCGGACCUGCUACGGGUGGGGACGUUGGGAUGUCCCCAACCGGAUAUUCCGCUGUGUGGUGGUCUGCGCAAGCUGCCAAGUGCUAGCAUGCAAUAGACGCAUGUGGUACUGCGUCGACCAGCAUGAGUCGCACUACCGCGACAAUUGCAAGCGGUACCGACGCUAG